Molecule: messenger RNA, 1207 nt
Organism: Beta vulgaris subsp. vulgaris (sugar beet)
Lineage: Eukaryota; Viridiplantae; Streptophyta; Magnoliopsida; Caryophyllales; Amaranthaceae
Product: 14-3-3-like protein GF14 iota
Exons: 7
Coding region: 151-936 (261 amino acids)
Biological process (GO): signal transduction
Cellular component (GO): cytoplasm
Source: RefSeq, a predicted model, not a curated record
UAUAUAAACUCCCUCUUUCUCACGCCACAACCCUCAUUUCUCUCUCCUCAUUCUUCAAUUUUUAUUUUUUGCAGUUUUGUAACGUUUCAUUUUUCUGCAAUUUGUUUUUGUUCAUCUUCUAAAUUUUAUUCUCUUUAAAUUUGUUCAACAAUGUCGACGGAAAAGGAGAGAGAGACUCAGGUUUAUUUGGCAAAGCUUGCUGAACAAGCUGAACGAUAUGAAGAAAUGGUUGAAUGCAUGAAGACAGUAGCAAAACUUGAUGUUGAGCUGACUGUAGAAGAGAGGAACCUCCUCUCUGUGGGUUACAAGAACGUCAUUGGUGCUCGGAGAGCCUCUUGGCGUAUAAUGUCUUCGAUUGAGCAGAAGGAAGAAUCCAAAGGAAAUGAGAACAAUGUCAAGCUCAUUAAGGGUUACCGUCAAAAGGUGGAAGAUGAGCUCAGUAAAAUAUGCCAGGACAUCUUGGCUAUCAUAGACGCACAUCUAGUUCCUCAUUCCGGCAGUGGAGAAGCCACUGUUUUCUACUACAAGAUGAAAGGUGACUACUUCCGCUAUCUUGCUGAGUUUAAGUCAGAUCAGGAAAGAAAGGAAGCUGCUGAGCACUCACUGAAGGGCUAUGAGGCUGCUUCUGCAACGGCAAAUACAGAUCUGCCUUCUACCCAUCCCAUUCGUCUUGGUCUUGCUCUGAACUUCUCUGUCUUCUACUAUGAGAUUAUGAACUCUCCUGAAAGGGCGUGCCAUUUGGCCAAGCAAGCAUUCGAUGAAGCCAUUGCAGAAUUGGACACGUUGAGUGAGGAGUCAUACAAGGAUAGCACCCUAAUUAUGCAACUAUUGAGAGACAAUCUCACUCUGUGGACCUCUGAUUUGCCUGAAGAUGGAGGUGAGGAGAAUCCCAAGACCGAGGAAACGAAACCCGCCGAGGCAGAAGGGCAACAGUAACGUCUUGAUCCAACCUUCCAAUUGGCAAGUAAUUGUUGUACCAAGGAUGCUUAAAUUAUUGCUGCAGAAUUUUGUGCUAUAUUAGCUUGGAGAGUUUCGGUCAAAUGCUCUCUUAUCUGCUUCUAUCUUAGAUUGUUGUUUGAACUUUCUUUUGAUUUCGCUGUAGAAUCCAAACAGUAUUAUUUUUGUUACAUAUUUGCAAUUGUAAGCUCUUUUAUAUUGCAAUUGCAAUGUUGCUUUUUUCUUUUCACAAAAAUUUCAAUUGCCCUGA